This is a messenger RNA of Apiotrichum porosum, 597 nucleotides long. RefSeq lists its product as uncharacterized. The transcript is spliced from 4 exons. Bases 1 to 597 code for a protein of 198 amino acids. The record is from RefSeq and is a predicted model, not a curated record. Lineage: Eukaryota; Fungi; Basidiomycota; Tremellomycetes; Trichosporonales; Trichosporonaceae.
AUGGACUCUCUCAAUGGUGCAGCCGCCGACGUUCCCCGCCUCAAUGCUGAGCCAAUUCCUCGCCUGGGUCGUACAUUCGAGUGGCUGCUGAGCCACCUGAGUGAGGUGGCUACCAUGAUCAGGCUCGUAGAGGAGUUUCUUGUCCAGGGCAGUACCAUCUUGACCGCGCCACAGCUGUUGGUCGAGGUCAAAGAGUAUCAGCGCAACAACAACAUUAUCGUGCCAGCUCUGAAGAUUGCGGUCAAGGGAAUUAAGGACGACGACAGCCUGGGCGCAUUUAUUCAGCGAAUGGACGCGGCCAAGCUCCUUGACGCCAUCAAGUACAGCGACGAGCUCGUCAAGGUUUUGCUGGAGAAGAUGGACGAGCGGAAGAGUGGUGGCCCGGUGACCUUGCACAAGGUGACUUACUGGACCGUUCGGCUCGUCAAGCCGCGCGCACCCUCCUUGGCGCUCGUUACUCUGACUGCCUCGUUGAUUCUUCUCGGCCGCAUGAUGAUGACGGCGGUCACAGUUGGCUGGUUCAUGGUCAUCGACUUCUGCCUCGUUAUGGUCUGCAUCCUCGGGAACACGGCUGCUUGGGUCAACGCUUCACAAUAG